AUGCUGAAAUUCCGAGAGGCUGCUAAGUGUGUGAGUGGAUCAGUAGCCGUUUCCACGUGUCCAAAGCCCUUGAUCGCAAGAAGAUACACACUUCAACAGAAACUUGGCAGUGGAACUUUUGGAACCGUCUAUCUAGUGUCAGACAAGAAAGCCAAACAAGGAGAGGAAUUAAAGGUCCUGAAGGAAAUCUCUACUGGAGAACUCAAUCCAAAUGAGACUCUGCAGGCCACCUUGGAGGCCCAGCUCCUUUCCAAGCUGGACCAUCCAGCCAUUGUCAAGUUCCAUGCGAACUUUGUGGAGCAAGAUAAUUUCUGCAUUUUCACAGAGUACUGUGAGGAGAAGUGGAUUCUUAUCUAUAAACUAUAUUUUGUAGAUGAGGAAACGGGACCCCAGAGAGGAGGGUACUUACAUCGAGACUUGAAAUCAAAGAAUAUAUUUCUGAAAAAUAAUCUACUUAAAAUUGUAUUCAUAAAAAUUAAUUAUUAUUUCUUAAUGGGAUCCUGUGAUCUAGCCACCACUUUAACUGGAACUCCCCAUUAUAUGAGUCCAGAGGCUCUGAAACACAAAGGCUAUGACACAAAGUCGGAUAUCUGGUCUCUGGCAUGCAUUUUGUAUGAGAUGUGCUGCAUGAAUCAUGCAUUCACUGGCUCCAAUUUCUUAUCCAUCGUUUUGAAAAUUGUUGAAGGCCACACUCCUUCUCUCCCUGAGAGAUACCCAAGACAGCUGAAUGCCAUCAUGGAAAGUUCAUUUGAACAAUAAUUUUCUUUUUAAACAUUACAGCAUGUUAAUAAGAGUCCUUCAUUGAGAACAUUUGCUAUAGAAAAUUUAAAAAUUCCUUACAUUGCUGAACAACUACAGCACCUGAUGUGCCAAUAUUCGGAAAUGACCCUGGAAGAGAAUUUGAAUUGUCAGAAGGAGGCAGCUUAUAUAAUUAAUGCUGCAGAAAAAAUCCACCUACAGACCCUGUGGACACUGUCUGAGGUACAGAAGAUGACACCAAGAGAGAGGAUGUGGCUGAGGAAGGUCCAGGCAGCUGAUGAGGAGGCCAGGAAGCUAAAAAAGGUUUUGGAAGAAAAAUAUGAAGAAAACAACAAACGAAUGCAAGAACUGAGAUCUCGGAACUUGCAGCAGCUGACUGUGGAUGUGCUCCACGUGAAGCAUUUAAUGGGAAUUGAAGAAAAGGAGGGGCAACCUGAGGGAAGGCUUUCUUGUUAUCCCUGGAGGAGGUUGGAGAGAGGAGGCCAGGCAGAGAGGAGACCAGAAUUUGAUGACCCAGCUUCAGAGGACCUGCCUGAGUCUCAGCCCAUUCCUUCCCUGGAUCUUGGCACACUUGGGUCAAGUGUAGAGGACACCGUAGCUGACCUUGGAGAUCAUGGUAUGGAUUGUAAUCUAAUUUUCCCAGAUGGAUACUGGAAAGAUGAAAAAUGA
Messenger RNA from Lipotes vexillifer (Yangtze River dolphin), 1428 nucleotides. It is a transcript of the gene NEK11, whose product is annotated as NIMA related kinase 11. The record is from RefSeq and is a predicted model, not a curated record. The transcript is spliced from 13 exons. NCBI's taxonomy places the organism in Eukaryota, Metazoa, Chordata, Mammalia, Artiodactyla, Lipotidae. Gene Ontology annotation, biological process: protein phosphorylation. Gene Ontology annotation, molecular function: protein kinase activity; ATP binding.